Messenger RNA from Aspergillus niger, 1284 nucleotides. RefSeq lists its product as hypothetical. NCBI's taxonomy places the organism in Eukaryota, Fungi, Ascomycota, Eurotiomycetes, Eurotiales, Aspergillaceae. The coding region runs from base 1 to 1284 and encodes 427 amino acids. The record is from RefSeq and is a predicted model, not a curated record. The transcript has a single exon.
AUGGAUAAUAAACCGGUCCCCGACAAGCUCUCGGAACUCUACAAUACACUCCUUUCUCGCCGUGCUUCCAACGAGCAUAAGGACUGGGAGCUCACCAUCACAGCUUUGGAGCUUCUCGCCGUUACCCACAGACCUUUUAGCAUCCUGGAGUUGUCCUGGGCCGUCACCCUGCAUACAUCCCGCCAUGUUACCACCGUUGACUACCUUUCCAAGCUAGUGGACCACCAAAAGCUUUUGAGCCUGAUUCAACCCUUCAUCGCAUGCGUUGAGCCUAGCAACUUGAGAAGGUAUCAAGUUCAGCUCAUAUAUCAGUCAAUGAAAGAGUUGAUUCUGAGGCGUUGGGAGCCCAAUGCCACGUAUUCAGGAAGUCCAGCUUCCGAGAGAGACGAUGGCCAGCGCUUUGGUGGUCCAGAAGCAUUGAUAUUGGAUAUAUGUAUCCGUUAUCUCCUUUUGACUGAAAUUGACGAUCAAUACCUGUUCUCCGAAGAGCAGAUUGCAAUGUCGGAGCUUCCACAAGAGUCUGACUUGUUCAAUGACGAGAAGGAGCCGGCCAAGUACGACACUCAUUGCUCGUGGGAAGCUUGGGAAGAAGAUAUGAUUCAGUUCAAUCCGGCUGAGCUUGGUUUGGGCGAGUUCUUUGUCUACGCAUCAUGCUACUGGCUGAAAUAUUAUAGUCUCGUCACGGCUGAGGCACUUCCCAACCUAGCGAGCAUAGAAAAGUUGUGCCGAGCCAAUUCGAUUCGAAUUCGCAAUUGGACUCAACAAAACCGUCGUCCGGGCUGUGCGAUGCCACCCAGAUUUCAAUUCGACAGCCAGCUGUAUGAUCCCCUCAGCAUCACCUGCCUUUAUGGCUCUGUGGAUAUGCUGCAUGUUAUGCUUAGAGGUUCGGAUUUUGACAAUAACCAUUUCCUUAACAUGACGGCUAUAAACGCGGCAGACCAAAUUCUGCAAUGGGGAGACAUGUCCAGGCUCAGCACACUUUUUCUGGACCCGAGACUUGGUCAUCAGCUACGAAACCUGGACUUUUUCCGACUGAUUAUCCGCAGAUGGCGUGAAUCAAGUGUAUCUCGACCUGACUGGGAUGAUGCUUUUGCAUUGAUUGACCUCGCGACGGAUCAAAUGGUUCAGCAGCAGUGGGGGCUCGAGCUCUUGUGCGUGGCUGCCAGUGCAGGCUGCGCACCCGUUGCUCAGAGGUUACUGUCUGGCGCUCGGCAUAAUGAGGGGCUUAGAAGAGAGCUAUUGCGUCAAUUUCCUCUUAUGCCACAAGUGGCACCCUUGAAAUAG